CACGGAAACCUCACGAUUCAACAUCACGACCGCCAUCGCCAGCAUCACCAGCAAUUGCACGUCGCCAUGGCUAAGAAAGCGAAGUCUCGUACCAUUAUGGUACGCCUCAUCUCGAUGGCCAUGACUGGCUACUACCGUACAAUGCAACGGCCACGUGCGCACCAACCGCUGAGCAUGCUCAAGUACGAUCCUAUCGUGCGAAAACAAGUACUCUUCCUUGAGGCGAAGCGUGGAAAGAAAUAGAGCGAUUAAUCGGUUCCACGAAUCACAGCGGUGCAAUGCUAUGAUGAGAAAGCACGAGUCGAGCACGCCAGUCAGGACAUAGGAGACACCCGAAAUGUGGGAGCUACCACACUGGAAGGGAACAACAGCGUACCACACGCAAGACGAUAUACCACAAUGUCGAAGAUAUGUACGAAUAUUGUACGUACACUGUACCAUAUACAGCACGGCCUGGCGUUAUAGAUGGAUUCGACAGAUACCGGGCAAAGGCCCUGGAAUGCAC
This is a messenger RNA of Macroventuria anomochaeta, 505 nucleotides long. RefSeq names its product 50S ribosomal protein L33. The transcript is spliced from 3 exons. NCBI's taxonomy places the organism in Eukaryota, Fungi, Ascomycota, Dothideomycetes, Pleosporales, Didymellaceae. Bases 67 to 243 code for a protein of 58 amino acids. Gene Ontology annotation, biological process: translation. The record is from RefSeq and is a predicted model, not a curated record. Gene Ontology annotation, molecular function: structural constituent of ribosome. Gene Ontology annotation, cellular component: mitochondrion; ribosome.